GCCAAUAUCGCUACAUUAAAAUUAUGAAGUGGUUUCGACGUCGCUCAUGCACAUGGUCAAGCAGCGACCUAUCUGUUUACACUUGUUAGGAUCAGAAGCUUUUUGCAUCUUACGUCAUGUACUGGACAUUGGAUGAGUCGAAUCUAUCAAGAUGCCUAGAGAGCGCAGAAAACGUAUUUCAGUCCAUGAAACCUCCGCUAAGCUCGCCCGGCGACAAUUUGCAGUGCAAGAUAAUGCGGUUGAAGCGGUCGAAAUAGGUGCAGCCGGAGAGACUUCAGGGCAAGUAAUAUUGCAAGAAAUGUCCACAGCAGCUACUGAGCCUCGUCAUUCAAUAAAGAAGAAGGAGAAACAACAGCUUAAGCACGAAGCUUUCAUUGAAAAGCUGAAAUAUAAAACAUCCCGGUACUCGAAAGUGCAGAGACGCCGGUUCAAUAGACGGCAACGAGAACAAAUAUGGGUGGACUCGCCAGAACAAGGUAGUCCAGCGGCCGAGGAGACAAAGGAUGCUCGCCCUCACAAAGUUCAACAAAAAACGCUUCAGAUUGGGGAGGGCAAGGGAAUACCGCUCAGCAAGAACCAACGAAAACGUGCUUUGGAACUUGAGAAACUUCGACAGCCAUUGAUACUCUCAAACCCACUGUACUCGUCGAACCCAUUUCAAACGAUCCGCACUCACGCGCAGAAUACACUCGUGAAGCGUGCUGAUGUCCCAAAUGCGCAAUAACCUCAAUGUAUGAUAAUAUAAAUACCUGCACGGUGAUGUGACCACUGGUAUAAUCCCGACAUCCCCGAUUUUCACCAUCCAGUGACAUAUCUGCUUCUUCAUGGGGAAGUCAUGCCGCGCAUUGAUCGGGAACCUGGAAGCGUAUGGAUAUGAAUUUGGAUGAUUCACGACGUGCGCAUCCGAUUUCAAAU
This is a messenger RNA of Suillus bovinus, 915 nucleotides long. RefSeq names its product ribosome biogenesis protein SLX9-domain-containing protein. Lineage: Eukaryota; Fungi; Basidiomycota; Agaricomycetes; Boletales; Suillaceae. Gene Ontology annotation, cellular component: preribosome, small subunit precursor; nucleolus; 90S preribosome. Gene Ontology annotation, biological process: maturation of SSU-rRNA from tricistronic rRNA transcript (SSU-rRNA, 5.8S rRNA, LSU-rRNA). The record is from RefSeq and is a predicted model, not a curated record. The coding region runs from base 152 to 724 and encodes 190 amino acids. The transcript is spliced from 8 exons.